Molecule: messenger RNA, 1987 nt
Organism: Scleropages formosus (Asian bonytongue)
Lineage: Eukaryota; Metazoa; Chordata; Actinopteri; Osteoglossiformes; Osteoglossidae
Gene: znf362a
Product: zinc finger protein 362a
Exons: 8
Coding region: 472-1728 (418 amino acids)
Biological process (GO): regulation of gene expression
Cellular component (GO): nucleus
Source: RefSeq, a predicted model, not a curated record
UAAAGGUUAGUAAGAUGCUGGGAGAGCAGGCACACAGCACAGGGUGGGCUUCCUUUCCGGUGGUGGGGACCACCGUAAAUAAAUAUCAGAGUGAUGACACGGAGUCCGUGAACAGUAAAAGCGCCCCCCUUGCAGAACUCGGUGUUUAUUCGUUUUAAUUUGUGGCAAUAGGUUCUUGAAGACAACCAGCAUGUGGCGGACGCGCCACUAAAGUCCGGGCUGUCACUACGAUCCUCUCGCAUGCGGUGCGCGAGUCCUGGAGGAAACACUCGUUCCCCGUUAAGAAAAGCCCACAACCCUUUGUCUCCGUUCGCGGCUCGCUCUUCGUGUGCCAUUCGCCGUGCUCGUAACGCCUUUCGUCCGGCAAAUGCGGCCAUUUCGCGUGCUUCGUUCUUGUACGCCGUUUUCGUCCCGCUACCGCCGGCAGCGCGCGCCUCUCGCGCGCCUCGCCUCACCGUGUAGCGGGCGCUCAUGACGGCCGCCGCUUCCCUGCAGCACCCAGAAGUGAACGGCAGGCGACCCGGAAGGAUGGCAGAACCUCGGUUUAAUAACCCCUAUUUCUGGCCACCACCCCCCACCAUGCCUGGGCAGCUGGAUAACUUGGUGUUGAUCAACAAGAUCAAGGAGCAGCUGAUGGCAGAGAAGAUUAGACCUCCACACCUGGCACCCUCUACGGUUCCCUCCCAGCAGCCCUUGCUGGUCCCACCCUCGUCCUCUGAGGGCGGGCAGCAUGUGAUGCCGAUCCCUAAGCUGCAGCAGGUGCCAGGGCUCCAUUCCCACAGCCCAUCUCAGCCUGACAUUGCACUGCACGCCCGACCUGCCUCCAGCUCAGCCACAGUAGGCCAUGUGCUGUCAUCCCGAACUUCAGAGGCCAUAAGUGCGACUACACCAACAUUGAGCAGCCAAAGUCGGCUGGGCGGAGCCCCGUCCCCAAAUAUCAUCUCGGGAUUGGCUAGUGCCCCUGGCAUGGAGCCAAUCAAGAGUAGCGGGGGGCUGGCAGGCUUGUUGGGACCACCUCCAAAGAUGGAACGUGGGCGCAAGAAGAUCAAGGCAGAGAACACCUCUGGGCCCCUGUUGGUGGUACCCUACCCGAUCCUCGCCUCGGGCGCAGAUGGGACUAUCACUGCCAAAGAGGGAAAAACCUACAGGUGUAAAGUGUGCCCACUGACCUUCUUCUCUAAGUCGGACAUGCAAAUCCACUCAAAGUCACACACAGAGGCCAAGCCACACAAGUGCCCCCACUGCUCCAAAUCCUUUGCCAACGCCUCCUACUUGGCCCAGCACCUGCGUAUACACCUGGGUGUGAAACCCUACCACUGCUCCUACUGCGAGAAGUCCUUCCGCCAGCUGUCCCACCUGCAGCAGCACACCAGGAUUCACACCGGUGACCGGCCCUACAAGUGCGCCCACCCGGGCUGUGAAAAAGCUUUCACACAGCUCUCCAAUCUUCAGUCUCACCAAAGGCAACACAACAAAGACAAGCCGUAUAAGUGUCCAAACUGCUACCGGGCCUACUCAGACUCGGCCUCGCUGCAGAUCCACCUGUCUGCACACGCCAUCAAGAAUGCCAAGGCAUACUGCUGCAGCAUGUGUGGUCGUGCAUACACCUCAGAAACGUACCUAAUGAAGCACAUGUCCAAACAUACAGUGGUGGAACACCUGGUGAGCCAUCACUCUCCACAGAGGACAGAAUCCCCCAGCAUCCCCAUACGCAUUUCCCUUAUCUGAUCACAUCCCCUGAGACGCCCCACCCACUCAACCACCCGUACUUGCAACCUCCCCAUUCCUCCUCCUACAUGCACAUUCUCGUUUCUUUACGUGCACAGGCUUGUGCCACUCCCUGUGUGUACUCAGUGCACUCAGCUUCGUUUGCUUACAGCACUCCUCGUCCCUGUACCACCCGCUCACACCCACAGUCCAUCUGUUCGCCCCCUACCCUGACACCACCUCUAAAGAGGCACCAAUAAGGGCAAUCCUGACCUGUUCC